CUCAGCUCCCAAAAUAACACUGACAAAUUUGAUGAGGUAUUAAAGGUGAGCAGCCAUCUGGAAAUCUACCAUUCUAAACAGCAAACCUAGCAGAUGGAAUCCAACAAUCAAAUGAAUGGCAAUAUGGAUGACAACCUAGAGAAGGCCGUACCUGAUGUGUCGUUUGAAGGGGUCAAGCUGAGCCUCGAUUCCAACAAUCUCCUUGAUGAUAACAACCCUGGUAUUCAAGGAACCGAGGGCCAGGCCACUCCUGUCGACAAUUCUCAACCAAGCCCGAUCAACUCUGGAGGAUUCUACUUUGCUUCCCAGGCUGGUCGUUUGGAAGCAGCCGCUUCUGCAUGUCAGCUGUCCCUCAUCAACGAGGAAGAGGACGGCAAGCUCGAGGGGGUGUGGCUCCUGACCGAGAUAGACCAUUGGGACAACGAGAAGGAGCGCAUCGCCGCGGUGACACAGAAUUCCCUCUACCUGGUCAAGUUUGAUUUCAUCACGAACCAGGUCAAGAGCUACAGGAGGAUCAUGUACAACAUGCUGAGUGCGAUUCAGAAGGGGAACUUUGUGUAUCCGGAGAAGACUCUUGCACCAGCACGUGCAGGCGAAGGGGUCAGGCUUCACUGGAGCAGUGGACGUGCAUUGUCUGUCCUCGAGAAGUGGAACCCGUUCAGUGAUACCAUCCCAUACACCACACUCACCAGCCAUCCACUGGAGACCGAUGAUACAAGACAAGCACAGAACUACCAGGUCGGCCAUUUCUACAACACGCUCCAGCAAGCAGUGACCACCUGCCGGUCGGAGCGCCACCCCAACCUCCCCCCUGUGACACUCACCCAAGUUCCCAUCGAGCUCGAGAUCUACCUGGGGCUCUCCAGCAUGGUCUACAACCAAAGCAAGCUUGGAUUCUUCAGGGAGAGGGGCGGCGUCAGCUUCUAAGAAACCUCACAGUGUGAAUGGGGUUCAUGGUAUGUACACGCAACUCGGUUAUUCACAUUUGACACAUUCAUACUGUUGUUAUAAUAUGGUAUAGUCAUAGAUUUACGUGUAAUGUAGAGAAAAAAUGUAAAUAGUAUGAAUGGAGUGUAUGGUUCCUGUUUACCUGGGUGUGUGUUAUGCUUAUCACAUUCAUACAGUUUAAUUUGUGGAUGCAUCAAAGAAGUAAAUGGUGAUGUGUGUGGGUUUUUUCAACAAACAGAGAGCAUCAUAUGAUGACUUUAUAUAUAUACAGAUUGUAUCCUUACAUAGACGUUGGUGUGAAUUACAUACAUGUGUGUAUAUGCGUAUCACUAUUAGAAUAAGGAGAGCUACCAGCAUUCUUUAGGGUCACAGAAGUUUAAAAUGGGAAUAUAUCAUGGUCUUUCAUCUUAGUAGAAUAGUGAAAACUGGAUGAAAUAUUUGGUAAUACAUUGUACAUGGAUAUCAAGAAGAAAAAAAGUUCCAUCAUUUUAUUUUGCAACUUGGUCUCAAGAAUCUGGAUAUAUCUGCAUGUUUCAGCUGAGUACAUUCUGGAAUCUGUAGCACAUUAUAAUCAGUCAUGAAUUACUAUUACAAUCUGUUGUGAUAAAAUUUACUUGUGCAUGCAUUGCACAUUUUUAGGCCACAGAUCUAUAAUGUAACGUACAUGUAUAUGUGCAUGUGGUUGAUAUACAAUUGAUCAAACAUUAUGAUAAUCUAUCGUAUCUUUUAUAACAGGUAGUGUAUGUAAUUGGGCACAGAUGUGACCUAGAUAUUGGUGUGAUUACAUUCAUUCAAUGUGAUAUGAUUACCCCCCCCCACACACACACACUUUCAUCGUGGUUAUUAUUGACAGAGCUGCCAAGUAGUACGGAUUUUCAGUAUUUAGUACUGAGAAAUGAGAAGAAUACUGAUACAUGUAGUUUGAUGCAAAAUACUGAUUUCUGAAGUUUCAGUUUCAUGUGUUGUCCUGUAGUAUUUCUUUGAAAAUACUGAUUUCCUCACCAAAAUACUGAUUUUCAGCUUUAAAAAUACAGAAAUGUUCUUGUUCAGGUUGGCAGCUCUGUAUUGAGAUGAUAUGCACACUUUCAGAGAGGGUAUUGCAUGCUUUCCUUGAUGUGAUAAGGAUAAUGAUAUCGCUUUGAUUAUUCAUGAAUAUUUAAAUACAGAGUCUGAAUAAAUUGAUAUUGUAUAUUGUACAGUGAUUUAUACAUGUAUAAAGAAAUAGACAUCUGACAAUUAGAAAAGGCAGAGUCUAGACACUUUGUUGCACAUAAAGUGAUAAGCCUGCUACUCACUUCAUGGUCUACUGUAUACUACAGAUUUUAUAGGGCAAAAAUACAUGGUAAUUUGAUGAAAAUACUAAAAAUUGGAAAUUCUUAAUGGCAACAAAUGCCUAAAAUUUACUGUUAUUAUAUUGAUAUAUGUUGAAGCUUUUUUUCUUGUAAAACAAACUAGAACUAAGUCACAAUUCACCUCAGAAUCUGAUGAGUUCAAGCCAGCUUUGUGAUAGACAUUGAAUUGAAUGUUCCAUUAUACAUUCUUGUUUGCAUCUUGUUGUCAUCUUUGAAAUUCUGAUGAUAUAAAGAUUGUGUGAGAAUAUACAUGUACGCUGUACAUUUACAUAUACCUUUUAUUGCGUAUUUUAUAUGUAGUGUGUGGAACAGUCUACAAAAUUGAUUGGUUGUUAUGGAAUAUAUUUAAUCACUUUAUUUAUCAAAGAAAUUUCUUAGAAGUUAGUCAUGCAUGACUAGUUUUGUAUAUUACUAUUAUUGUGUACACUUACAUGUGUAUAAUGGAGCUUUUCUGGAGUCAUUUGUUUAUUUGAUAUUAUUAAUAAUUGUUAUUUUUCUGAGCUUUGUGCAAUGUUAUAGUAUGAAAGAGUUAGUAUAAAUGCUUAAUUUUGCUUGUUAUCCACGAUCAUGUUUGAAUAAUUACUGUAAGGGUAGGUCUUCACAGAUCUCUGUUUAUCAGACAUACAUGUACAUGUAAUUUUGGAUUUUAUAAAUAGCUUUUUUUGUAUGGGGUAUUAAAAGGGGAUGGGAAUUUUCAUAGUUGACUUGAAGUUGAAGAAAUUGGGUCAUACAAAUCUGAAAUGCACAUAAAUGAACUACACAAUGCAUAACUGCAGUCAACAUACUUGAAAUAAAUAUGGUGGGAUCUUUUA
Molecule: messenger RNA, 3112 nt
Organism: Lytechinus variegatus (green sea urchin)
Lineage: Eukaryota; Metazoa; Echinodermata; Echinoidea; Temnopleuroida; Toxopneustidae
Product: tumor protein p63-regulated gene 1-like protein
Exons: 5
Coding region: 94-927 (277 amino acids)
Cellular component (GO): cytoplasm
Source: RefSeq, a predicted model, not a curated record